AUGGAAGCUUCACACCGGGCAACUUUCGAGAACAACAAAAAUGCUUUGAAGGUGUGUUUUGUGAAUGAUCCAAUUUCUCUCCGUGUCGAUGUUAUCGAGCAAGAAGAAGGAAGAAAGGGAGGCAACAAACCAUCUUCAAUUCUUCAUCAGUCGGUCUUGUAUUUGUAUGAGUGCUCGCCUUCGGGAUUCUCGCUUUUUCCUCUCGAAAUUCGGAUUACAGGAUUUCCAGAGGCAACCAUGACUGCUCUUGCAACUUCUUCCUCCUUACUAGCAAUAACAAAUCCAUCCGCCAACUUUUUAUCCUCUGGUUCCCCUUUGAAGUCGAAGAACCAGUUCCUUGUGAGCAUUAACCCCUCUACUCUGUCUGGUGAAGCAACACGUGCUACGUGUAGAAGGCCACUCAGAGUUCAAGCCAGGUUCGUUACAAUCAUCAAUGUUCCGGCUGAAUCCAACUAUGUCAGUGUGUUUGUGGCUUCACUGGCUUAUCAUCGCGUGCUGAGGUAUCAUGCUGCUAUUCAGACAUGCUUGAUGUGGAUUUGCUUCGAACCAAUCGGCGAUCCUGCCGUGGCGCUAGACGUUUUUGUGCGGAAGCCCUGGAUUAAGGAGACAAAAAGGCAGACACGGUCAAAAGAUAUAUAAAACUGUUAUGAGAUCAAACAAUCUGGAGUGGGUAUUGGAGGUUUAAUAACAGUGCCGGGUAAGAUAGCUUGGUUUGCCAAGUUCUCUGUGAAAGCCUCUACCAAUCUUAGCUCAAAUGGUGAGGAAGGGAGGAUGAUGAUACGCAAGGACAAGGAUUGAUGGAAGAUGUAAAUGAUUGAAGAGGAUUAGAGGCAAUAAUCCUGCCUUAAGUCACCUACUGGUCUUGAAGUUUUGAUGAAGACCUGCAGGGCUUUUGAGAAAGACCAGUGUCACUGUCAUUUCAAAACACUGAUCAAAGCUACUGAGUAUCAUUAUUUCAUUCUUUGUUCAUUUUAUUUCCUCCUUUUCCCUCGGAUGAGUAUCGUACUGUUGACUACUGCUCUUUUAAAUCAUUAUUUUCUUGCUUCAUUUCA
Tripterygium wilfordii is the source of this 1052-nucleotide messenger RNA. RefSeq lists its product as uncharacterized. Lineage: Eukaryota; Viridiplantae; Streptophyta; Magnoliopsida; Celastrales; Celastraceae. The transcript has 9 exons. The record is from RefSeq and is a predicted model, not a curated record. Bases 1 to 639 code for a protein of 212 amino acids.